AUGGUGGACUGGAUUAGUCUGGCCGUACCUCUCGCCUAUCUGGGUGUUCUGAUCGGCUCUCUUGCCACCUUUUCUUCCCUGUAUCGGAAGCGCAAGGCUCACCCUCCCCCGCCCUCUUCGCUCUAUUUAGAAAAAGCUGCCAGCCUGGAAUCAUGGUUCCCCGCCCACAUCCAACGUGACAUUUACUUCUCACUCAUGCAUCUGGAUCCUCCCGCCGAGAAGAAGUCCCCCGUGGUCCCCGAAUCCGUCCUCAAGGCCUCUCUCCUCCGCCGCGCGACAGAAGACAUCCGCCGCGUGAUGACGCUCCGCUCCCAAAAACAAGCUCUGGGAGUUCUCCUCCAACGUGGCAGUGUCGGCGAUGAUCUCUGGCAGCGCUUCCUUCGCGCAGAGAAGGAGAUGGAGGACGAAGUCCGCGAUGUUGUUUCCGAAGCCAACGCCUACGUUCCUGGCUGGGGCCAGGUUAUCUUUCAAUCGGCCAAUGAAAUGUUGAACAAUGAUCUGUACCGCGCGCGCUUGAAUGAGCACAGUCAAAAGGCCGUCGAGGAGCGCGCCUGGUGGGACAAGAAGAAGUCUACUAUUUCGGAGGAGUUCAUGAAGGAGUUGGAUCAGGAGAGCGCGGGCGCUGGGGCGAGUGCGGGCGAUGUUUCGGGUAGCGCUUCUGCGUCCGCGUCUGUGGCGGGAUCCGUGACUACAUCUCGGCCGGUCACCCCGGCGAGGCCCAAUGCUCCGACGUCGGCGGUCAACACGCCCUCUGUCCAGGGAAGCGAUGACGAUGCGGUCUUGGUGGAGGCGGAAUCGUCGGUGAACAGUCCUGGUACUCCGGGCUCUGUGAGUGGGAAGAAGAAGAACAAGGGCAAGGGCAAGAAAUAA
Molecule: messenger RNA, 870 nt
Organism: Penicillium oxalicum
Lineage: Eukaryota; Fungi; Ascomycota; Eurotiomycetes; Eurotiales; Aspergillaceae
Product: Sec63 complex subunit SEC66
Exons: 2
Coding region: 1-870 (289 amino acids)
Biological process (GO): post-translational protein targeting to membrane, translocation
Cellular component (GO): Sec62/Sec63 complex
Source: RefSeq, a predicted model, not a curated record